UGAAUCUAUUGCGUCAUAUCCGCCAUUUGGCUCUCUUGAACGCUUGUGUCGCUUGCUUUUCGCGCAGCGGACUUUUGCCAAACACAAGCUAGUUAGCGUCUAGCGAGCGGCUCACAACGCAGAUCAGAUGUAUUACAGCAACUGUAUUAAGCUACUGUUUGCGUCGAUGCGACGUCAACUGUACUAACGUCUGCAUGGUUGUGCGCGCGAACAAACGUGCUCGUGACACGGUUUGCUAACGUUAGCUGCUCACCGAGCAACUCGGUUGGGAAAUGGGGAAAAACCGCAAGAAAGGAAAGGGGGCAGCUCAAGCAGGACCAAAGGGCAUGCGUCUCCCAGCGCCUCCUCAACACAGACCUCCUCCUCAACAAGGAGGCUUUCGCGGACCUGCUCCCGGUUUCCAGAUGGGCCCCCCUGGACACAGGUUUCCUGCGCCCCAUCACGACUUCGGACAGCAGCCCCCCAGAAUGAGGAUGAUGGACGACAUGGAAAGAGAUCGAGGGUUUAUGCAAGAGCCGCAGGGAUUCAUGGUGAACGACGGGCCUUUUAACCGGAUGGAUUUCCCCGACAGGCACGAAUGUCGCCCUCGCUUUGAGGGACCUGAUCCAGCUUUCCGUCAUCAAGAGUUUGGAAACAGACCGCCUGCACCAGCUUUACCGUUUUACCGUCCAGAGCUUGAGUAUGAACCGCGUUUCCGUUCCCCGGAGUUUUGUGACAGACCUCGAGACUUCUGUCCGCCCGAGUUUAGGGGCAGACCCCCGAACUUCCGCCCUCCUGAGUUUGACGGGGGGCCAGGUUUCCACAUGAUGAACCCUGCUUUCGACCAAAUGGAGCAGUUUGGUCCAAGAGACCAACAUUAUAUGCCGCCAAUGGACCCCCAUGGCAAUCAUUCGUUUGGAGAGAGAGGAGGGUUUGCUGCACCGCUGGCACCUGAUUUCCGGGGCCCGGGGCCGGUACAGCCACCAUCUGAGGCGUUCAGUAGCGCGCCUCGUCCCGCCUGUUCACCCCAACCUCCACAGAAAAAAGAUCAGCUGGCUCCGAAAGAGACUAAGACUGAACCGCCUAAAUCGAUGGCUUUAAAGAUAUCAUCGUUCAAGAAUAUCUCUGCAAACGCACCUCGUGGACGCUCAUUGGGAGUAAUUUCACUUGUUGCCAAUAACUGCGGUUUCAUCGAACGGGAGGAUCUGAAGAAGUUUUCUUUUGUGUUUGAUGCUUUUUUUGGAAACCGGGCUCUCCUGUUGCCUGGAGUUAAAGUACAUUUCACAGCUGUGAAAAAUCUGGGAAAAGAUUGUGCAGUUGAUGUGAAAGUGGCCCCAGGAGGAACCGAAGACAUUGACAGCACGGUGUAUGAAGGUGUAGUUCUCACAGUCCUUCCUCAUGACAACGUCAAGGAGGCCAAUCCUGGCUGCAUCAGGACCAUCAUCUCCAAGGAUCCCAUUAAACUGCCCUUUGGAAAAGCGGACACCAGUGUGACUCUGCUGCUGUAUGAUCGUGUGGAGUUCCAGCUGCUGACGAAUGUUAUUACUAGGGAGCAAAGAGCCACAAACAUCAAACCAAAAACUCCUGACACUUUUCAGCUCACCAAAGAAGUCAGGGAGAUGGGUGUGAUUAUUAAUAAGAGCGAUGAAACCCUGACCAUCAUGACACAGAAACAUGAUAGCCUGACCGCCACAUCUACUGACAAUUUAUCAGAUGAAGAGCUGAAUGUCAUGGAUGAAGUGGAGCUCACCAUUUUGACUGUGAACGACACAAAGAAGGCCGUCCGACUCAAGAAGCUGCCCGAAGGCUCUGUCACCUUUAAUCAAAAAGCAAAAGGCAAUGAAAAUAUGUCUGACACGAACGACAAUACAUCUGGCACUGGCCCUGUCAAAGACAAGUGGAAGCCUGUGAACACAGAAGCUGGUUCUCAAGAUUUAGAUGUAAGCAGUGAGAAAUACGAGGGGACCAUUACUCAAAUCGUCCCAAAGAAAAGCCCAAGUGAGGACAAAGUGAUGGACAAUCAAGAGUGCUCUCUGGGUUUUCUGGUCACCACAGUGGAGGGCACAGAGAAGCGCUUAUCUUUUAAGUCAGGUGAUGUGAUCACAAAAGCCACCAUGAUGCUUGGUGACAAGGUCCAGUUCAACAUCUCCACCAACGUUGUAACUAAGGAGGAGUGUGGCGUCAACGUAGAGAUCCUGCCAGAAACUUUCCAGACGGACUCUGAAGAGCAGCGAAAGAUAGGGCUUGUUGUCAAGCUGGAUGAUAAUUUUGGGUUCAUCAAGACACAACAGGACCGCAGCUAUUUUUUUUUUUGA
This is a messenger RNA of Puntigrus tetrazona (Sumatra barb), 2294 nucleotides long. RefSeq names its product cold shock domain-containing protein E1-like. The coding region runs from base 273 to 2294 and encodes 673 amino acids. The record is from RefSeq and is a predicted model, not a curated record. NCBI's taxonomy places the organism in Eukaryota, Metazoa, Chordata, Actinopteri, Cypriniformes, Cyprinidae. The transcript is spliced from 12 exons.